AUGGAAGCAGCUAUGAUUUAUUUAUAUCAGAUAUUAGCAUCAUAAUCAGAAGUAUAGUUAUCGCAAAAUUAUACAUAAGAAACUAAUAAAUACUCAACAAUUAUAGUGUUCGAAAGAUAUAUUUCUGAUACGAAUACUAUAUUUUUAUAUGGUUAUGAUUCCAAUUCAUUAAUUAUUUUUAAACAACAACAUUAUAAUGUAGACGAGUUAAUUACUAACCUACAUUAAUAUUAAAUGAAAAUUAAGGACUUUUUAUCGUAGAUCCUAGCUCAAAAUUAAGAAAUUUGUAUUCAUUUUAUAAAUUAUGCCUCAAUCAUAGAAUCUGACAACCUUUAAAUAAAAUAAGAAGCAUAUAAAUUAUUAGAAUUACCUUUCCCUAAAAGCAAAAUCAUAGUUUGGAUGGAACAUAAAAAAACACUUCAAAUUCCAAACGAUUACCUUCAAAUUUAAAUUUCCUUCAAUUAAUUGGCAUUACUAAAAAUUUAGCGUAAUUUAAUUUAGAAUUUGGAACUCUAUUAAUAAUUCACUAUUGAAUAAAUUACUUAAAUUCAAGAAAAUCAUAAAUAAUUUAUAGACUAAUUAGAAAUAUGUGAAUCAUAAGUAGAGACUUUUAAAUUAUAAAGUUUAAUUAAAGAUAUUACUUAUAUAUAAGAUUUACCAGAAUAAAUACAAUACUUAGCAUAAUUCUUAAUAAAUUUACCACGUUUUACUUGCUAAGAAACAGUCAUAAUGAUAGCAAAACUUAAAUUGUAUAAAUAGAAUUUAAUACUAAAGAAAACAAUUAAUUAAUAAAAGUUAUAAAUUAAAGAAUACAUAGAAGUAGCCAAAACUGAUUUAAGUAUAUUUAAAGAUGAAAAAAAUUGCCAUUUUCCUAAAAAAGGAGAAAAUAGUUAAAAGUAAUUUAUUUAAAUAAUUUUUUUAGAUGCAAAGUAUGCUAAAAGAAUAACAGAAAAGUUCGAAAAUCAAGUUUUGUUUGUGAUGCAUGUUAAAAACAUUACAAAAUAAAUGUAACGCUUUGUACAACUAAAUGUUUUAAAUUAUUUCAUCUAAAUCCUGAAAGGUAUUUACAUAGAAAAAGUAGAACAAAAAAAGCAAAAAUAGAAGAAUGA
Paramecium sonneborni is the source of this 1109-nucleotide messenger RNA. The record is from the annotation of a GenBank genome assembly. NCBI's taxonomy places the organism in Eukaryota, Ciliophora, Oligohymenophorea, Peniculida, Parameciidae.